Messenger RNA from Lathyrus sativus (Indian pea), 240 nucleotides. Lineage: Eukaryota; Viridiplantae; Streptophyta; Magnoliopsida; Fabales; Fabaceae. The record is from the annotation of a GenBank genome assembly.
AUGAUGAAGAAAAGCAACGUGGUCCAAUCUUCUUCUUCCUCUGAAUCGCAUCUUCAAACCACGUUGAAUUUGAAAUUGGUUUGUCUCAGAUUGGAAACAGAACAUUGCUUUGGCUUGGAGGUUAUGCGUGGAAACAAAGGUCAUGAGGAAAGAAAGAAUUUUGGCUCAAGUAGUUUCUUUUGGAAAUUGUUUGAUGGGCCUUUAUGGAGACAAAUUGAACUUUUUUUUUGUAAAUUGUAA